UCAUUUGGGGACGGUGUAAAUAAUUUUUUUAAACGCGGCGUAAAAUUCCUCUAAUUGGCACUGGGACUGCUAGCCACAAAAAUCGUGCGUUCUUUAAUUAAAUAAAUGUUCACAACCCAAGCAUUUGUUUAAAAGCGCGCGCCUCACACACUGCCAGCGUGCAAAACCAUCAGCUGGGCAACUGCACCGCGGCCCCAAGAGCUGCGCCGCUGUCGCUGUCGCCGCCUCCACUACGAAAAAAGACUACACCAAAGGAACACAGACAUCGUGCUAUCAAUAAACAGUGUAAAUAAUUACGGGCUGCACCGGCAACAGCUUCAAUGGCGGGUCAAAAGUUUCAAUAUGAUGAAAGCGGCGGAACGUUUUACUAUUUUGUGUUAUCGUUCUUAGCGUUAAUCUUAAUACCAACAACAAUUUAUUAUUGGCCACGUAAAAAGAAAGAAGAUCCAUCGAAACUGAAAGAAGAAUGCCAAUGUGGCGAUUGUAUAAAAAAGAAAUUGAUAUUGGCCUAUGCCGAGCCAUAUCGAGCAGUCAAAUCUGUGGCCAUAAAAUUGACCAUUGUGUUGGGCUGGGCGCUGCUCUUGUUCCUCACCUACCGCGUCUCCCAAUUCGACUAUGAAAUGGCCAGCUUUGAUCCCUUCGAGAUAUUGAAUGUUCCACCUACAGCUACACAGGCCGAGAUUAAGAAGGCCUACUACAAGCUGUCUAAAGUACUGCAUCCCGACAAGGAGACUGGUGACGAGAAGUCGUUUAUGAUGCUGAGCAAGGCUUACCAGGCACUCACAGAUGACGUGGCCAAAGAGAAUUAUGAGAAAUAUGGAAAUCCAGAUGGGCCUGGUGCCAUGUCCUUUGGCAUUGCGUUACCCUCGUGGAUUGUAGAGAAGGAGAACUCUGUUUGGGUGCUAGGUCUUUACGGCUUGGUGUUCAUGGUGGCUCUGCCAUCCGUUGUGGGCGUUUGGUGGUACCGCUCCAUUCGCUUUAGUGGCGACAAAGUCCUGUUGGACACAACUCAAAUGUAUUUCUAUUUCAUACACAAAACGCCGCACAUGCUGCUUAAGCGUGCGUUAAUGGUGCUAGCCGCAAGUUUAGAAUUCGACAAGCGGCACAACUCACAGGUCGUCGAACGGCAGUCAGACAACGAUGAAGUGCCGGCGCUCAUACGGCAGCUUCCUAAUUUAAAUGAAAAAUGCAAGGAGCAUCCGCUUUGUCGCAUGUAUUCUCUCAAAGCACGCGCAAUUCUGCACGCCCAUCUCUCACGCAUUCCACUCAACCCAGAAACACUUGAACGGGAUCGCCAGUUCAUUGUGAAGAAGUGUCCAUAUUUGGUUCAGGAAAUGGUCUCAUGCGUACAUCAGCUGGUAAUGAUGGCCUAUGCGCGACGAGUGCCACGUCUUCCCAGCAUCGAGACCAUUGAAAAUUGCAUGAAAAUGUCACCUAUGAUCAUACAGGGUCUGUGGGAGUUCAAGUCGCCGCUGCUGCAACUGCCACAUCUUACCGAAGACCAUUUGUACUUUAUGAACAAGAAACGGCAUGUCAAGAAUUUGCAGCAAUUUGCGCAGCUCAAGCCUGAGGAGAGUCGAACUCUGCUCAAGAACCUCACAGAAUUUGAAUACGAGAACGUGAUGAAAGUGCUGGGGAAAAUGCCCUUGAUUGACUUCUCCAUUCGGUGUGAAGUGAUUGACGACGAGAACACAAAUGUGGUCACUGCCGGUGCCAUAGUCACUGUAACAGUGACUUUGGAACGUAAGGACAUGAAAACGCUUUUCGGCGACACAAAGGUUCCGGAAAAACAGGGCAUCAAGGACGAUACUAAUGAAGAGGCUGCUGUAGUCGAUGAAGAGGAAGCAGCUGCCGUAUCUGUAAAGAAAGCAUCCGCCUGGGCAAAGCCCCGCAAGGGCGGUAAGGGCAAGGGUGGUAAGAAGCCCGCAAACAAUCAAAAGAAGAAAGUGCAACCGAAUGCUAAGACAGUCGCCGCUGCAGCUUCCACCUCGGCAGCUACAGGCGAGGAUCAGUCGACCAAUCUCAACGCAGAAUCUGUUGCUGCCGAACAUAGUGAUGUAGACUCGGCCGCCGGAUCGGACAGCGAGGAUGAGGAAAAGCAAAAUAAAAAUAAUUCAUCACUGGACGAUGACGACGACGAAGAGUGGGAGCGUCUGCAGGAAAAGUUAAAUAAACGCGAAAGGCUCGAAGGCAAGUCACGUAUGUCGCAUUCGGUGCACUGUCCAUACUUCCCGGAGGAGAAACAGGAAUACUGGUGGACCUACAUAUGCGACCGGAAGUCACGCACACUACUCACGGCGCCCUAUCACGUAACAAAUCUGGUCGAGAAAGAAGAAAUUCAGUUGAAAUUUACGGCGCCCCGUUGGCCGGGUCUUUACACCUUUACGGUUUGCCUGCGAUCAGAUUCCUAUCUGGGAAUGGACCAGCAACAGGAGCUUAAAUUAGACGUACAAAAGGCUCCUGCACCCCCAACAGAUCAUCCACAAUGGGAUCUCAGCGAAUCAGAACCGGAGAACAAUGAUCAGCAGGAAAAUUUGAGUGACUACACUACGGACACCUCCGACGAAGAGGACAGCGAUUAGAAACCACCACCCAAGCAACCAACCAUUACCAUUUACAGCAGCAAUGACAAAUGACUUGAAUAAGAAAUGGUACGAGUGUACCUCGUAACUACGUCCUUGAGACGUCCCAACGUGUAGGCAUAGGCCUCCAACUGCUCCAUAGCGCCACCCGUGCGAGUGUGAAUGUCCACUUUUGGCAAAAAACAAGAACUUUUGUUUUCCUUUUUAUUAGUAAAUCAUUUAGUAAAUCACUUAGUAGCGAAAGUUUUCCAACUUGGUGAAGACAUUUUGCAUUUUUACUAGUUUUAUAAAACAAAAAAUUAAUAUAUAAAGCCCGGGCUAGCGCGUAAAUAAAUAAUAACUUCAUUUUACUGUGUACUGUACUACAAAUAAUGUACUAUAUAUUGUAUAUUUAAUUAAUUUGGAUACAAAAUAAAAGAGUGUGAAAAAAAUACAA
Molecule: messenger RNA, 3018 nt
Organism: Scaptodrosophila lebanonensis
Lineage: Eukaryota; Metazoa; Arthropoda; Insecta; Diptera; Drosophilidae
Gene: Sec63
Product: translocation protein SEC63 homolog
Exons: 5
Coding region: 321-2582 (753 amino acids)
Biological process (GO): post-translational protein targeting to endoplasmic reticulum membrane; SRP-dependent cotranslational protein targeting to membrane
Cellular component (GO): Sec62/Sec63 complex
Molecular function (GO): RNA binding; transmembrane protein transporter activity
Source: RefSeq, a predicted model, not a curated record